AUGAGUGAAGUCUCACUGAAACCGUGUGAAGCUGAAAGUUGUGCACGUGUGGCUGCUACACUAUGUGGUCAUUGCAAAAAAAACGUUUGUCGACGUCAUUUCAAUGAACAUGCAGAUCAACUUGUACAAGAACUCAAUCCAUUAGCUGACCGGAUCAACGCAUUGACAGAAACACUAACUUCUUUUACUCUGACAAAUUAUAAAUUAAAAUUAUUUAAUCAAUUAAUUCAGUGGCGUGACAAAGCCAUCAAAGAAAUUCAUGAGUUGUACAAGUUUAAAAAAAGAAAACUUACUCUCUUAUUGAACGAUAAUGAGGAAGUCUUUUUACAGCAGACAACUGACCAUUUGGAUGGAGCUGAAAUAUUAAAAAACGAAACAGCAACUUUUAUCAACGAUAACGAUGUAACAGCUGAACAAUUGAAUAUAUUAAAACGAAAAAUACAUGAAUUAGAAGAUGCAGUUAACGAGACACAUACUCAUCUUGUUUAUUGUGAUAUCAAGCCAGUGUUAAUCGAUUACGAGUCAAUUCUUAUUCAUUCCACAGGAAAUAAUUAUAUGAAUGGUGGUACACUUCUAUGUGCAGAUUAUCAAAUGCGAUUGAAUGAUUUUUACGGUCGUUCGAGACAAAAAUGGAACUUAAUUUACAAAGCAUCAAAGGAUGGUUUCCGAGCACAAGACUUUCACCUUUGUUCGGAUAACAAAGGUCCUACAAUAACUAUUAUACAAAGUAAAAAUAAUAAUUGUCUUUUUGGAGGCUACACCGCAACAUCAUGGACUAGUGAUGAAAAAUAUAGAUCAGAUCCAAGAGCAUUCUUAUUUACUUUGAAGAAUACGCACGGUAUUCAUCCUACUAAAUUUCUUCAAAAACGAGCUGGAAUCAACGCCAUUGGCCAUACUGCAGCUACCGGCCCUUAUUUUGGCGGAGUGGUGGAAAACGAGAUGCAUUUUAUUGAUAUUCGCGUAUCCAAUGCAUCAAACAACAAUGAUCUCUCUAAAUCUUCAUUUCCAGCUAGUUAUGUUGAUACUACUGGAAAAGGUAACAAACUUUUCGCAGGCGACAGCAAUUUCAUGGUGAAAGAUAUAGAAGUUUACCGAUGCAUUGUAGGUGAGAAUGAAGACGAAAGGAAAAGUUGA
This is a messenger RNA of Adineta ricciae, 1134 nucleotides long. The record is from the annotation of a GenBank genome assembly. NCBI's taxonomy places the organism in Eukaryota, Metazoa, Rotifera, Eurotatoria, Adinetida, Adinetidae.